Oryzias melastigma (Indian medaka) is the source of this 1965-nucleotide messenger RNA. RefSeq names its product beta-carotene oxygenase 1, like (gene bco1l). Gene Ontology annotation, molecular function: carotenoid dioxygenase activity; beta-carotene 15,15'-dioxygenase activity. The transcript has 11 exons. The record is from RefSeq and is a predicted model, not a curated record. Lineage: Eukaryota; Metazoa; Chordata; Actinopteri; Beloniformes; Adrianichthyidae. Gene Ontology annotation, biological process: carotene catabolic process; retinal metabolic process. Bases 94 to 1668 code for a protein of 524 amino acids.
GGAGAGGAUCACGUAGACCGCAUAAAGUGAGCCGCUCUAAGCUGGAGUCUGCUCAGGCAGCAGCACUGGUGCAUUGUGGGUCAGAGCGCAAACAUGCAGUCGUUCAUCGCUAAGAAUGGAAAUGAGACGCCAGAGCCGGUGAAAGCUCAGGUGAAAGGCUCCCUGCCAUCCUGGCUGCAGGGGACCCUGCUGCGGAACGGACCCGGCCUGUUCUCCGUGGGGGACUCGGAGUACAACCACUGGUUUGAUGGAUCCUCACUGAUCCAUAGUUUCACCUUCAGCAAUGGGGAAGUGACCUACAGAAGCAAGUUCCUGAAGAGUGACACCUACAAGAGGAACGUCAAGGCCAACCGGAUCGUCGUGUCAGAAUUCGGAACCAUGGUCUACCCCGAUCCCUGCAAGAACAUCUUUGCCAGGACCGCCACACACCUCAGCAACAUUGUGCCAAACUUCACUGACAACAACUUGAUCAACAUCAUUCGUUAUGGAGACGACUACUACGCCUCCUCUGAAGUCAACUACAUCAACCAGAUUGACCCAGACACCUUGGAAACCGUUGGUAGGGUCAACUACAGGAACCACAUUGCUCUGAACUUAGCGACGGCCCAUCCGCACUACGACGAUGAGGGCAACACCUACAACAUGGGGACGACCAUCAUUGGCCUUGGUCGGCCAAAAUACAUCAUCUUUAAAGUCCCUGCUAAUGGCACAGGGAAAGAACACAAGAAGCCGGCACUGAAAAAAGUUCAGCAGAUCUGUUCGAUUCCUUUUCGCUCCACUUUGUUCCCCGGCUACUUCCACAGCUUUGGCAUGACUGAAAACUACAUCGUCUUUGUGGAGCAACCCUUCAAGCUGGACAUCGUCAAACUGGCAACGGCGUAUUUCAGAGGGGUCAACUGGGGGAGCUGCCUCAAGUUUGAUGAGAAAGACACUACCUUGUUUCACAUCAUUGACAGAAAAACGGGGAAGAAAAUAUCGGCCCACUACUACGGCGACGCUCUAGUUGUCUUCCAUCACAUCAACGCCUACGAGGAGAACGGCCACGUGGUCUUCGACAUGAUCACCUACAAGGACAGCAACCUGUACAACAUGUUCUACCUUCACAACAUGAAACAGGACACCAGUUCCUUCAUCCAGAAAAACCAGGAAUUUUCUCCACCUGUUUGUCAAAGAUUCGUCUUGCCUCUCGAUGUCCAUAAGGAAUCCCCUAAAGGAACCAAUCUAGUGACUCUGACGGACACGUCUGCUGAGGCGGUGAUGCAGGAGGACGGAUCGGUCUACUGCAAGCCUGACAACGUUUUCGUAGGUAUGGAGUUGCCGGGAAUCAACUACAAAUUUAACGCCAGAAAGUACAGAUACUUUUACGGCUCAAAGCUGGACUGGUCUCCUCACCCCAACAAGAUCGCCAAGGUCGACAUCGUGACCAGGACCCAUGUGGAGUGGCACCAGGAGAACUGCUACCCCUCCGAGCCGGUGUUCGUGGCGUCUCCUGGAGCAGUGGAGGAGGAUGAUGGCGUUAUUCUGUCUUCUGUGGUUUCCUCCGAUCCCGACAUCACCCCCUUCAUGCUCGUCCUCAACGCGAAAACCUUCGAGGAGAUCGCUCGAGCUUCUAUUCCCACCACUGUCCACAUGGACCUUCAUGGACUUUUUAUCCCUGCUGCUGUCUGACCGCCUCACUGUUUCACGCUGAAUCAAUUAUUCUCUGGGAACACUCUCCAUAUUUUUAGAACCUUGAGGCAUUCUUAAAUUAUCUUUUUUUUCUCCAUUUGGUUUUCAGAUUUUGUAAAGCAAUUUAUAUCUUUUGUUUAUGUUGCUUUCUAAAAGACAUACGUGUAUCCGUCAUUGUGUAAUUUUUAAAACUUUUAUUUUGGCAUUUUAGAUUGAAAGAAAAUAUUUUAAGUUUAUUAUGGUCAAACAAUGGCGAAUUUAAACUAUAUUUUGUAUUGAAGUUCAAUGUAAAAAAAA